GCGCACUUUCCAGUUCCGAUAACACACACAGCUAAUCGAAAGCGCGAAGCUAUCGAUUGUUCUCAUGGUUAUUGUGCAGCGGAGAUCGGAAAAACGUGUGAAAAAGCAUUAACGAGCAAGUAUGUCUGGACGCGAGGGCGGUAAGAAGAAGCCUCUGAAGGCGCCGAAGAAGGACUCCAAGGACCUGGACGAGGAUGACAUGGCCUUCAAGCAAAAGCAGAAGGAGCAGCAGAAGGCUCUGGAGGCGGCAAAGGCGAACGCCUCCAAGAAGGGUCCCCUCGUCGGCGGCGGCAUCAAGAAGUCGGGAAAGAAGUAAAGCUGCCACGCCUCCAUCUGUAGUCCGCAACCCACUGGAUUCUGGACGCUGAAUUGCCAGCCGAAGCACACCCAUGUGGACCAUAAUCUUUUUAUACUUACGAUUACCAUUAAAUAGAUCAUUGUACGUCA
This is a messenger RNA of Drosophila mauritiana, 447 nucleotides long. Its product is annotated as translation machinery-associated protein 7 homolog. The transcript has 2 exons. Bases 122 to 316 code for a protein of 64 amino acids. Lineage: Eukaryota; Metazoa; Arthropoda; Insecta; Diptera; Drosophilidae. The record is from RefSeq and is a predicted model, not a curated record.